UGCUACCUCAAUGCUGGUGAUUGCUGUGUGUGAGGUGGAGGCAGGGGCGAUGGCUGCGUGAAGCUUUGAAGCUUUGCUGAGCCCCCGCCUCUCGCCGCUGCCCCGGGACGCUGUCAAUCAGACGGGAGACGGGCUGAUCUCUGCCGCUGGAACCUGGGUUCUAUCUGGAUCUCGUCUACAAGUCACUGAAGCCGGCAGCUGGACGGACGAGCGAGGGGGAAAGAGUAUGGCUGCGUUCUCGGUGCUGGGGCUGCUCGUCCUGACCCACCUCCUCGCCUGUCCCGGAGCCCAGGCGCAGGUCACCGGAGACCCGACAGCUCCUCUCGGCCCAAACGGACCUCCGGGAUCCCCGGGCCAAGACGGUAUUGACGGCGAACCUGGUCCACCAGGCUUACCAGGUCCACUGGGCUUCCCAGGUGAACCAGGAGACCCAGGACCUCCCGGAAUCCCAGGCCUGUCAGGACUUCCAGGAAUAGACGGUUUACCCGGACCUGACGGGCCACCAGGUGCUGACGGGUACCGGGGUGAAAGGGGAGACCCAGGACCACCUGGACCCCCUGGUGAGGACUUACUAGUGUCAGAGGAACCCGGAGAGACUGGACCCCCGGGACCUCAAGGAGAUAUCGGACUGGAAGGUCCCCAGGGUCCAAGUGGUCCCAGGGGUGAAGAUGGUCUAACUGGGCUUCCUGGACCCCCCGGACCCCCUGGUCCUCCGGGUGAGCCCGGACUUUACACAGGAGAAGAAAGUGGAGACUUUUCUUGCCCGGCAAUGUGCCCCGCUGGUCCACCCGGCCCUCCUGGAAUGCCUGGAUUCAAGGGUCACACAGGCUACAAGGGGGAACGCGGAGAACCUGGGAAGAUCGGAGCAAAGGGUGAUCCCGGACAUCCAGGUGUGCCAGGUUUUCCUGGACCUGUUGGAUUACAGGGUCCUCGAGGACUGAGAGGCCUCCCUGGCAAACCUGGCCCUCUUGGUGACAGGGGUCUGAUCGGAUUUCCUGGACCUGCCGGCCCCCCAGGGCCCCCUGGGAAAGUUGGAGAUGCAGGUCCAAAGGGACAUGUUGGAUUCCCAGGAACAAAGGGAAGCCCGGGGAAGAUUGGCCCACGAGGGUUGCCUGGUGUUGCUGGACAUAAGGGGGAGCCAGGAAUUCCGGGCCGGGAUGGGCGAGACGGAAAUCCGGGGACCAACGGUGAGAAGGGCGAACCUGGACGUAACGGGGUUCCCGGAGAGAAAGGUCCCGUAGGGCAGCCUGGAUUACCUGGGAAGCCAGGACAUAAAGGAGCUGUUGGUGAACAGGGAAGCCAAGGACCAAUGGGAGCUCCAGGACCCCAGGGACCCCCUGGGAGUGCGGGAGAAUUGGGUGACUCUGGCGACAUGGGUGAGCGAGGACCAAGGGGUGUUGACGGUGAGAUGGGACCACCAGGAGUACGUGGAGUGCAGGGCCGCAGGGGAUUCCAGGGCAAGAAGGGUGAAAGUGGUGAACCUGGUGUGCCGGGGCCGACGGGAAUCCGCGGCGAUUUCGGUGAGAGGGGUCCUGUUGGACCAUCCGGUCCCAAAGGUAACCAGGGACUCGCAGGGUCUGAUGGGUUACCGGGGGAGAAGGGAGAUAUGGGCCAGCCAGGACCUCAGGGACAGAAGGGAGAGCCAGGACCUCGCGGUGAGGUGGGGCCCAAAGGGAACAGUGGGCCAGCCGGCAUUACUGGAGCAGAUGGAGUCCCAGGCCCUCCCGGGCCAAUGGGCCUGACCGGAGAGCGCGGGGUCCCCGGUGUCACCGGUAAAAGGGGUCCUCCGGGGAAGCUGGCGAGUGAGCAGCGGAUCCGGGAACUCUGCCACAGCCUCAUCCACGGUCAAAUUGCCUUAUUAGCAAACAACCUGCGGAGGCCACUGUCUCCUGGGAUGAUAGGGCGACGUGGACCCCCUGGUCCUCCAGGCGCGCCAGGGCCGAAGGGCCAAGUUGGCCACCCGGGCAGGCGAGGCUCACCGGGACUGAGUGGACCAUCAGGAGAGCUCGGUGACACAGGCCCUCGAGGUGAUCCUGGUAUAAAGGGAGAUAAGGGUGUUAUUGGCCGAGCAAUUGAUGGCUUAGUAGGACCUCAAGGACCUCCAGGUCCCCCAGGCGCAAUGGGACUCAGUAAAAAUGGUCGUGAUGGGCAACAAGGAGACCCAGGCUAUCCAGGAGAGCCAGGACGACCCGGGAGGAACGGCGCUAUGGGAACCCCAGGAAUCUGCGACACCUCCGCCUGUCAGGGAGCUGUUGCGGCAGUAAAAGCAGGAACUUCCAAAAAAUCAUGAAGUGGAUGAUCACAGAAGCAAAUAAGAAAACUUGAAGCACAGCCCUGAGAUUGAAUGAAUAGAAAGAGACAACAAAAAAAAAGACAAUUGAUCAAUGUUUCGGAUCCUGGUACCAAAAGUGUCUUAUAUGUUCAUGAGAAGGUGCUAAAAACUGACACUUCACUUUUAAUCUUGUGUUUCUAGAUCAUUUUUAAUUCUGUUUGAGAUAUGUAAAGAUUUAUCUGCAGUUAGUCUUGUCUGGUUAGAAUUUUUUAACAUUUUUUUAAACAGUCCCUUUAAUUCAGUUACACUAUUUCUUGUCAUUGUCUGUUAAACAAUACUAUCAAAUAUUAAUGCUUACCUCAAAGAAGCACCCUUUAUUAAUUUUUGGUGUUAAAGUAUUUCAACUGUAAGGGGUUACACUGUACAUAUGAUAUAAAUUUAACGCUCAAUGUUUUGUAUAGUAACCCAAGUCCAGAUUUAAGAACACCUCCCAAUUUUAUGCCAAGUCAGGGGCAAAAGAGAUUUACACCAUUUGUACCCAUGUGCAUUUUUAUUGAACAGAAGUAUGGUUGAUCAUACCUACCCCUCAAUGUGUGCUACUCCUAGUUUAACACAUUUUGUGUACAGAAACUGCAAUAGUUUUUGUAAAUUCUACCAAACAAUUU
Pristis pectinata (smalltooth sawfish) is the source of this 2937-nucleotide messenger RNA. RefSeq names its product collagen, type IX, alpha 3 (gene col9a3). Bases 227 to 2290 code for a protein of 687 amino acids. The record is from RefSeq and is a predicted model, not a curated record. NCBI's taxonomy places the organism in Eukaryota, Metazoa, Chordata, Chondrichthyes, Rhinopristiformes, Pristidae. The transcript has 32 exons.